CCGCCGCGCAGAAAGCAGCUGCAUGCGAGCGGACUGCCACAGAGGAGGAGCUUUCGGCCGCAGUCUAAGAACACGGAGGACACAGUGCUGGUCCCGAGGGGAGCACCAACGGCUGCCCAAGUUACCCAAGCGGACUGUCUUCUUCACUUGGUGCAUGGAACUGGAGCUAGCUUCCACUUCAGGAUUUAGGUUUAUAGAAAGAAAAGAGAGGUGGGAAGCCACAGACUAGAAGGAACUGAAGACAUCUUUCGGUCAUUCCAACUGAACUAGGUUGUAUCUAACUGGAAUGAACUUCCUUUUGCCCCUUUGCUUUGACUACCAAGGAAUGUGGACGCCUUGUUGGGCGUCCUCCAGGGAGCCCUUCCCUGACACAGCCCCCUUCCCACCUUCUCCCCCCUCUUCCUGAUAUAGAUCAGCUCCUGGUGACUCAUUUGCCCUUACUUCCUGGCCCUUUCAGAGCCCAGGCCUGUGUUUGAAACCUGACAUUGUAAAGACGCUUCCUACUUUUGGAGGAGAGGCUCUUCUUCCAGGUGCCUGCGUGGAUUUGUGUUCCUCUUGAAAAGAAUGGCUGAUGUGUGCACCUGGCCUCUCUCCCCUAGGGCUUAGCAGUGGCCGCCAUGGGUUCUGUGAAUUCCCGAGGUCACAAGGCCGAAGCCCAGGUGGUGAUGAUAGGCCUCGAUUCAGCUGGCAAGACCACGCUCCUGUACAAACUGAAGGGCUACCAGGGGGUGGAGACCCUACCCACUGUUGGUUUCAACGUCGAGCCGCUCAAAGCCCCUGGGCAUGUGUCUCUGACAAUCUGGGAUGUCGGGGGGCAGACCCAGCUGAGGGCCAAUUGGAAGGACUACCUGGAAGGCACGGAUGUCCUCGUGUAUGUUCUGGAUAGCACAGAUGAAGCACGCUUGUCCGAGGCAGUGGCUGAGCUCGUGGGAGUCCUGAACGAUCCACACAUGGCCAGUGUCCCUUUCUUGGUGCUGGCCAACAAGCAGGAGGCCCCCGGCGCUCUGCCGCUGCUUGGGAUCAGAGACAGGCUGGGCCUGGAGAGAUUCCAGGACCGCAGGUGGGAGCUCCGGGCCUGCAGUGCCCUCACCGGAGCCGGGCUGCCCGAGGCCCUGCAGAGCUUGAGAAGGCUCCUGAAAUCCCGCUGCCACUGUGUUUCCACGUGAGUGCAGGUGCGACAGGGAGUGGGGAGAGCAAGAAGACUGGGUCCAGGCCGAGCAGUGUGUCUGUGCCCAUACGAACUGAAAGCAGCAGCUGGUCCUUGAGAAUCUGAAACUCAGUUUAUCAAAGAAGUCCUUCUGUGCUUGGACAGGAUAUUUUCUUCUUGGAGCUUAUUGUCACUAGUGUUUAUGCUGAAAACUAACUAUUCUUUGAAUAAUAAUACUCUAAGGGGGAAAAAUGCCUCAACAUGCUUCUUUGAGUAACUCAUUACCAAGGGUGAACUGAGCAAUUGUAAUAGAACAAUGAAUGGUCGUAUUACAAUUAAGACCUAAAUUCACAGAGGGAAAGGUUUCAAAAUCAGAUUAAAAUAUCAUCUGGACAUCGUCACAAUGUUAGGAGUGAUUUU
Molecule: messenger RNA, 1567 nt
Organism: Neogale vison (American mink)
Lineage: Eukaryota; Metazoa; Chordata; Mammalia; Carnivora; Mustelidae
Gene: ARL11
Product: ADP ribosylation factor like GTPase 11
Exons: 2
Coding region: 618-1166 (182 amino acids)
Biological process (GO): vesicle-mediated transport; intracellular protein transport
Cellular component (GO): cytoplasm
Molecular function (GO): GTPase activity; GTP binding
Source: RefSeq, a predicted model, not a curated record